Molecule: messenger RNA, 1866 nt
Organism: Myotis brandtii (Brandt's bat)
Lineage: Eukaryota; Metazoa; Chordata; Mammalia; Chiroptera; Vespertilionidae
Gene: CABP1
Product: calcium binding protein 1
Exons: 7
Coding region: 771-1454 (227 amino acids)
Molecular function (GO): calcium ion binding
Source: RefSeq, a predicted model, not a curated record
CUGCUGUUGGCUCAGCUGAGCCUCCAGUCCCCGAGCCUCAUCCCAUUCCAGUGCCGAGGCAGGUGUGGAAAACCAGCGUGAUGGAGAUGUCGCAACUCCCCCAAGCCCUCAACUGGAGCUGCCUGCUCAAUCCAGCUGCACUUGUCAGGAGACAGUCCUGUGUGUUUGUCCCUGUGUGCUUUCGUGUGUGUGUGUGUGUGUGUGUGUGUGUGUGUGCGCGCAAGCACACAGCUGGGAGGCACCCUGGCUUUGGGGACCCAAACUAGCCUGAUUCCCCUCCUGGGUCUGCUGGCCUAAUUCCCAGCUGCAGCUGCCCUUGGGGGCCCCCCUCCCCAAGGCAGUCUCUCCGCUGCUCUGGCAGCUGGGAGAGGAGGAGCUGCGGGAAGGGGACUGAGCGCUAAUCUGGUGGAGCUGAUCUGGCCGCCUUCUCCAGCUCCGCUGCCCUCUGCCAGCCGCUCUCUUGGUGAUUUUCUCUGUGCCCUGCACGCUCCCCUCCUGCCUUCAUCUCCUUAAGAAAGUGCCCAGAAAGUUAAACCCACACACACACAAACACACACACACACACACACAAUCCACACACAAAAAAAGAAUCAGCAGGAGCAGGCAGACGAGUGAGAGAGCACGUGCGCAAGAGAGAGGGCUCGGUCCAGAGGAAGAGCGGCGCAGGCGGAGGGCGGCUGGGCUUGGCAGUGACCGGGACUGAGGUCUCUUAGCCCCAAGAGCCUCCUCCAUGGACCCCAGGAUCCUGAGAGGCGCUGCCUCAGCUUAGGAUGGGCAACUGUGUCAAGUCUCCACUGAGAAAUCUCUCAAGGAAGAUGCGCCAGGAGGAGACUGCCAGCUACAGAGUGGUGCAGACCAGCGAGGAGGGGCUGGCGGCCAGCGGUGAGCUCCCGGGACCGCUCCUGAUGCUGGCCCAGAACUGCGCCGUCAUGCACAACCUGCUGGGCCCUGCCUGCAUCUUCCUGCGCAAGGGCUUCGCCGAGAACAGGCAGCCUGACAGAUCACUGCGGCCAGAGGAGAUUGAAGAGCUCCGAGAGGCCUUCAGAGAAUUUGACAAGGACAAGGACGGCUACAUCAACUGCCGAGACCUGGGCAACUGCAUGCGCACCAUGGGCUACAUGCCCACCGAGAUGGAGCUUAUCGAGCUGUCCCAGCAGAUCAACAUGAACCUGGGUGGCCAAGUGGAUUUUGAUGACUUUGUGGAGCUAAUGGGACCUAAACUCCUGGCGGAGACGGCAGAUAUGAUUGGUGUAAAGGAACUGCGAGAUGCUUUCCGAGAGUUUGACACCAAUGGUGAUGGGGAGAUAAGCACCAGUGAGUUGCGAGAGGCCAUGAGGAAACUUCUGGGUCAUCAGGUGGGACACCGAGACAUAGAGGAAAUUAUCCGAGAUGUGGACCUCAAUGGGGAUGGCCACGUGGACUUUGAAGAGUUCGUCCGGAUGAUGUCCCGCUGAGGCCGUGAGGGCCCCUCCAGGACUGCCAAGCUCCCACAGGCGGGAGAAGAGGGGCAGAGCUCUCCUCGCUCCGCUGCAGCUGCCGAGAGCCCAGGAUGGACUGGUGGAGGGGGCCUGCUUGCACCCCGGACCCCCACCCUCCGCACUGUGAAAGACUCACAACUCCUGCAACUGGAAAGGGGGGCGCCCACCGACAAGGAGGCCACAGUGCCAAGCCACAGAGGUUAUGCAAGGCGCCAAGUGCCACGUACCCAGCCGCUGCCGGUUGGAUGGGCCAGGGAGCCCGCCAGCAGAUCCCACAUAGCAUGUCUGCCCCAGGGCAAAGCCCUUGCUGCCCUCCUCAGCGCUGUGCCCAUCCCAGCUCGCCUCAGCCUUGUUAUCUCAGAACCAAUAAAAACAUUUCCGAGAGCAA